AAUUUAAUUUAAUUUCUAAUUGAAAUUAUCAAUUGAUUGAAUUCGAAUUUCCUCCUUACAAGACAAAUUAAUCUUUCGUUCAUUCCUGGUAUAAUUUUCUUUUUUGCCUUCGAUUCCAUUGAAAUGAUUGUUGUUGUUGUUGGUCAUUUGAAUUGUUCAAUUACAACAUUAUGAUGAUCAUUUAAUUUGAUUGUCAAGAUAAUUUACUUUUACUAAUUGUGAAUUUAAGUUCUCUGUUAAUUUGUCUUUUGCGAACAAUUUAAUCAAUCUUCAUGUAUCAAGUGUAUCUAUUAUUCAUGUUAAUUAAGUCAACACCUUAAGCUUGUCACCUGGAAUUGUUUUCUUUUGGUUACUCUGAUUUGACUGUUAAUCUAUUGAUUGUCUAUUGAUUGAUUGACAAAUCAAUAGAUUCUUCAAGAAUUUAGUUAGUGAUCAAUGUAAAAAGGUUUCUUCUUAAUCUUUUAAGUGUUACCCUUUAAAGCAAAAAAAAGGAACCAUUGAAGAACCGAUGUCUCUUAUUGAUGGAAACAAUUCUUAAUGAAAUGUUGUCAAUAUUAACCAAUCAGUUGGAACAUAUGUUUAAGCUUCUCUAUUUACUAAGUUUUACUCUUUAAAUGAAAAAGCUGCGAUUGUUUUUUAAUUGUUUCAUUUUCUUUGACAAUUUACCCUCAUCAAGUUGAUUCUAAUUAUCGGUGUAACAUAAACAAUCAACCAGUAACCUUGAUUGAAAAGAGGUAAAUACUUGAAUGUAAUUUUCCAAGGGCAAGGGUAAAUUUCACCAACAACAACAUUCAUAUUCCAGAUACUAAUCAAUUCAAUCAUAAUGUUUUAUCAGUGUGCCAAUUGAAUUAUCUCUCGACAUUUUCUUUAAUCAUUUAAACUCCUCUUUUAAUUGUUUCUGCUCACUUCAACUCUCCAUACAAUUAACAUGAUAAAUUGAGAUGAAAAUCUCAUCUUCAUUUUCAUUUCAAUCAAGUUUUCUGGUUCAACAUUUAUAGUUGCCCUUUUCUCUUCCUGUUUUCUAAUUGACCCUCCUCUCCAAUGACCCACCCAACAUUUUUAUUGAUUUAAUUAACUUCUCACUAAUUUAUUUCUCAUCCAUUGGAAUAUCAAUCUACUUAAAUACAUUUAACAUUUAAAUUCUCAUCUAACAAUAAACCUUCUCUCUCGUUUUUACUCAUCUUAAAUUGUUGCAAUUACUGUUCUGGAUCAACAAUGUCGAGAGUUAUUCUGGUUACUGGUGGUGCAGGUUUUGUUGGAAGUCAUUGUGUUCUAACUCUGCUUGAAGCUAAUUAUGAAAUAAUUGUCAUGGACAAUUUAUCUAAUGCCAUUUGCACCGAGAUAAAUCAAAAUUGUUUACCUGAGAGCUUACGGCGAAUUGAAUUAUUAACAUCGAAAAAGGUGAAAUUCUUUAAUACCGAUUUAUUGGAUGAAAGAGGAAUCGGUCAAAUAUUCAGAGAUCAUAAGAUUGGUGCUGUUAUGCAUUUCGCUGGACUUAAAGCUGUUGGUGAAUCGAUGGUUAAACCAUUAGAAUAUUAUGAGAAUAAUGUUACUGGAACAAUUAAUUUACUCAAAGUUAUGAGAAAAUAUAAUGUUAAAAAUUUAAUCUUCUCUUCAUCGGCUACCGUUUAUGGUUUACCACAAUAUCUACCAAUUGAUGAGAAUCAUCCAACUGGUUCAACAAUUACCAAUCCUUAUGGAAGAACCAAAUUUGUUAUUGAACAAAUUCUCAGUGAUUUAUCUAAUAGUGAAAAGGAUUGGUGUAUUGUUUCACUUCGUUAUUUUAAUCCAAUUGGUGCUCAUGAAUCUGGAGAGAUUGGUGAAGAUCCACAAGGAAUUCCUAACAAUUUGAUGCCUUUCAUUUCUCAAGUUGCUGUUGGUCGUCGACCUAAACUCCAAGUAUUUGGUGAUGAUUUCAAGACCAAAGAUGGAACCGGGGUCAGAGAUUAUAUCCAUGUCAUGGAUCUUGCCUGGGGUCAUGUCAUCGCCUUGGACAAACUUUUCCAGAAUAAAUGGUCAGGAUAUAAAAUCUUUAACCUUGGUAAUGGUUGUGGUCUCUCAGUUUUAGAGGUUAUCACAGCAUUUGAAAAAAUCACUGGAGUUAAAGUACCGUAUGAAAUUGUCGCUCGUAGACCUGGAGAUGUUGAUGCCAUGUACGCUGAUAAUAGUAAAGCGAUCGAAUUACUUGGCUGGAAACCUAAUUACACAAUCGAUGAUAUGUGUAAACACACUUGGAAUUGGCAAUCAAAGAAUCCAAAAGGCUAUCGAACUGAUAAUUCCUAAGCUGACCAAUCAAUUUUUAACCAACAACAAAAAAACCAGAGCAUCUAAAACAUUUAAUUCGAGGCCUUAAUUUCAUUAUUUUGAUCUUUGCCUUUUAAUCCAGUGCAAUAAUAUACUUCAAAUAGUUAACACAAUUCAAGGUUUCCGGGUUUUGAUUAUCUUUUUCGUACAAACAAACAAACAAACAAACAAUCAAAUAAAUAAAUUAUUCCAAUUAA
Molecule: messenger RNA, 2501 nt
Organism: Panonychus citri (citrus red mite)
Lineage: Eukaryota; Metazoa; Arthropoda; Arachnida; Trombidiformes; Tetranychidae
Gene: Gale
Product: UDP-glucose 4-epimerase-like
Exons: 4
Coding region: 1216-2283 (355 amino acids)
Biological process (GO): beta-D-galactose catabolic process via UDP-galactose, Leloir pathway
Cellular component (GO): cytosol
Molecular function (GO): UDP-glucose 4-epimerase activity
Source: RefSeq, a predicted model, not a curated record